AUGGAGUCCAACACGAGCCUCGAGCCUCUACCACACACUCUUUCCUUCCCCGCAUCACCAUCCUCAGGGCCACGCAAACGCUCAAUCCACGAAGUGGAUGAUAGUGCGCGUCCUACCCCCGAACCCAAACGUCCACUCGUCCAAUUUAAUGGUGACAAUCAAGAAAACCGAGACCCAUCCAUCUCAGCAUCCUCGGAGACCAAGCCUUCUCCUUCUGUCGAGGUGGUAAUAUCACCGCGAAAGCCCUCUGGUGAGGAGACUGCUGCAACUACGCCUGGUCCUGCUACUACUCCUGCUCCCAAGAAGCGGAAGCUCUCUCCAGCCAGCAAGGAGGCGAAGCAACACGAGAAGGAGGCAAAGGAGCGCCAGAGACUCGAAGAGAAGGCUCGCAAGGAAGAAGAGAAGCGCGUCAAGGAAGAAGAAAAAAGGAAACGAGAGGCUGAGCGCGAAGAGGAGAAGAGGAAACGCGAAGCGGAGCGUGAAGAGAAGAAGAAAGUUAAGGAUGAAGAGAAGGCUGCGAAAGAAGAGGAGAAACGCAAGAAGGAGGAGGAAAAGGAGAAGAAAUCAAGGUCGCAAAUGAAGCUCAACUCCUUCUUUGUCAAACCCCCUGUUCCUUCUGCAUCUCCCAGAAAACCCAAUGUCACUGCUUCUCCCAGCAAGCCAUCUGCCCAGAGUGACCCUGUUCCCACAGAAGCUGCGCAGGACACACAGACGGACUAUCAACGCGCAUUUCCCGACUUCUUCUUACAAUCCCACACCACUCUCGCGCCUGCACAUCGCUUUGAACGAGACGCAGAUGCCCUUGUACAUGUGCAGCAAACGGUCGAUGCCUGUUUGAAGGCCAGCAGUGGUUCCGAGUCCCGUCCCUUCCGCCCAUCCGAAUUGUUCCAGAUGAUCUCGUACCGUCGUCGGCGAGGGAGACAAGCUGCCUCGGUGAAAGAGAUUCUCUUACGCAUGAAUAGCUCUAUGGACGGUGCGAGUGAUGUUCCGGAUAUGAAGACGAACUCGAACCCGCAAAAGUUACUGCACCAGAUCCCUAUGAAGUCCCUUAAAUUCGCUGAAGAUGUCCGGCCUCCGUAUCAGGGGACAUUCACACGAAAUGUUCCUGAAGAUUCGGCCACAAAGUUGUCCCGCAAUCCGUACUAUCGGGGACUGCCUAACACAAAUUAUGACUAUGACUCGGAAGCGGAAUGGGAGGAGCCCGAGGAAGGAGAAGAUCUGGACUCUGAGGAAGAAGAUGAGGCCAGUGACGAAGGGGAGGACGAUCUCGAAGGGUUCUUAGACGAUGAAGAUGAUGCUCUGGCAGGAGGCAAGCGACGGCUCAUUGUUGGCGAUCUCGAGCCGGUGUGUAGUGGUAUUCGGUGGGCGACAGGUAUCAUCGACCCCGAGUUUCAGCCUUACCAGAUUGAAACCAUCUCCGAGGCCGUCAAGUUCCCCAUCAAACCGCUCUCAGAUGAGUACUGGCAGAAGCCCCAACCCAAUAACCCUGGGACGGGUUGCACCGAAGAGCCUGGGACCGCAAACGCUCCCUGCUUCUUGGGGGGCCCCGCGGGCCAGGCAACACCGGCGGUAGGAGCUGGCCUGCCAGCCACGGUGUCAAAGGCGAAGCGACCAUUCCCACCAGAACAGCUGGAUGAGUUCAAGAAGGCGGUAGAGGGCAAUGAUCUCAGCAAAAUCGGGCUCGUCGAGAUCUUGAAGAAAAAAUUCCCCAAAGUAUCGAAAGAUACCCUGAAGGCUACUCUGGACCAGGUUGCAGUUCGUGUGGGCCAGAAAGAAGCCGACAAGAAGUGGGUGUGCCGAUGA
Molecule: messenger RNA, 1803 nt
Organism: Penicillium lagena
Lineage: Eukaryota; Fungi; Ascomycota; Eurotiomycetes; Eurotiales; Aspergillaceae
Product: putative chromatin assembly factor 1 subunit A
Exons: 4
Coding region: 1-1803 (600 amino acids)
Biological process (GO): nucleosome assembly
Cellular component (GO): CAF-1 complex; nucleus
Source: RefSeq, a predicted model, not a curated record